Molecule: messenger RNA, 1511 nt
Organism: Nymphaea colorata (pocket water lily)
Lineage: Eukaryota; Viridiplantae; Streptophyta; Magnoliopsida; Nymphaeales; Nymphaeaceae
Product: coniferyl alcohol acyltransferase-like
Exons: 2
Coding region: 194-1375 (393 amino acids)
Molecular function (GO): acyltransferase activity, transferring groups other than amino-acyl groups
Source: RefSeq, a predicted model, not a curated record
UCUUCUCCCGCUCCAACUUUUUCUUCCCUUCAUUGUUGAAGUAAGGAGAAAGGAAUUACUCACUGCAGAGACGCCACUGCCGGAAUCAUGGCUUCCUCUGUCAAAUCUAGACUUGCUUCUCCCUCCCCUUCAUCCCAGCUUCUUCUUUGUCUAUGAAAAGCCAAGCGCCAUCAGACCUUAUAAGUUUCACUGUAUGAUGGGCGCUCUCAAGAAAAGCUUGUCAAAGCUGCUCAUUCCUUACUACCCUCUGGCUGGGGAGAUCGUCACCAGCCCAACAGGUGAACCGGUGCUCCACUGCAACAACAAUGGCGUCGAGUUCGUUGAAGCUUAUGGGGAAAUAGAGCUCCUCAAGCUCGAUCUUUACCAUCCGGAUGCUUCCGUGGCCGGAAAGCUUGUGCCCAAAACGGCAACUUCGGUUCUGUGCCUCCAGGUAACAGAGCUCAAAUGUGGAGCAAUGGUUCUGUCUGGCACUCUUGAUCACAGAGUCUCAGACGGCCACUCGGCCAACAUGUUUUUAGUAGCAUGGGCAGAGAUGACCACAUCAGGCACCAUAUCAAUGACUCCAAGUUUUCGACGAUCUCUUCUCAGCCCGCGCUGGCCAGGAUCGCCUGGCAAGUCUCUUAAUGAUCUAUAUAUGGUUGUACCGCCGACGCUGCCCGAGACGCCAAGACUACAUGAAUAUGUUGGCAGGAUUUACUACAUGAAGGCGGAAGCCAUGGCCUCUCUCCAGGCUCUUGCUAGCAGCCAUGGCACCAAGAGGACCAAGGUUGAGGCAUUUAGCGGCUGCUUGUGGAAGGCAUUGGCAGAAAGUGCUGAUAAGGGAGAACCAUGCAAAGUGGGCGUGGUUGUGGACGGACGGACGAGAUUGAUAGAUGGUGUUAGAUCAAAGGAUGAAAUGGCUAGAUAUUAUGGCAAUGUCUUGUCACUCCCUUAUGGUGAAUUAGACUCCAGUAAGUUAACCAGCAACCCUUUGAGUUGGGCAGCUGACCAAGUGCAUGAUUUUCUUAUGCCUGCAGCAACUAAAGAUCAUCUUUUAGGUUUAGUGGAUUGGGUGGAAGAUCAUAGACCCCAUUCUGUAAUGGCUACCUUACUAUUCAAGGGCAAUAUGAAAGGACCCUCUGUGACAAUCUCCAGUGGGAGGUUCUUCCAAGCCAACAAGCUAGAUUUUGGUUGGGGAAGGUCAACUCUUGGGUCCUGUUAUUUCCCAUGGGGCCUGGACUCAGGCUAUGUAAUGCCAAUGCCAAGCCCGUCUGGGAAUGGGGAUUGGAUUGUUUACAUGCAUCUUUUCAAACACCAAUUAGACACCGUAGAAGCUGAGCUUGGUGAUAUAUUACACCCACUGAAUUUAGCGCUUCUCAAAUUACUUGAGCACUAAGUUCACGUGUGUGGUGCGUAUGUGGCUUUGUCUCUUUUUAUGUGUGUGUGUUUCCAUUUGCUCAAAAUGUACAAUAAGCAGUGGCGGAGCCACAUGGAGGUUGGUCUUGUUUAUGUUUUAUGUUAAUGCUUUCGUA